Messenger RNA from Ilyonectria robusta, 846 nucleotides. RefSeq lists its product as uncharacterized. The coding region runs from base 1 to 846 and encodes 281 amino acids. The transcript has 2 exons. The record is from RefSeq and is a predicted model, not a curated record. NCBI's taxonomy places the organism in Eukaryota, Fungi, Ascomycota, Sordariomycetes, Hypocreales, Nectriaceae.
AUGGCUGAUCUCAGAAAUGCCGAGUAUACCCUGUACUCGUCUCCUUUCUCCUUGUAUUCUAUGAUGGCCCGCCAUACCGUCCAGCUCGGCCCACUAACUGAUCAUACGACACCACCCCGCAACAUCGACUUGAGCUUCAUAAACCAUGGCAAAAACGACAACCUCAAAGAGGAAUAUCUCGGGAUUAAUCCGAAAGGACAGAUCCCUUCUCUGGUGGGCAAUGCCCUGAAGGAGCCUCUGACCGAUAGUAUUUCUAUCUCGCUCUACUUGGCGGAGAAGCACUACCCGGCGUUAUUGCCCACAGCGCAGGCUGCUAUCAUAAAGCAGCUUCUGGAGAGGAUUCAUCAGGUCAAUGGCCCAUCCAUCAACAACAAGAAGGCGAGCCCCGAGAUGCAAAAGUACAACCCUUCACCCGCUGCGGAGAUGCUCAAACGGACCGACAUCAGUCCCGAGUAUCGUAAGGCCCUCGAAUUCAAGCUCAGAUUCCAUGAUAAGACAAAUGCCGUAGCGUUCCAGCCGGAGAAGGUUGCUCAGUCUCUCGCCGACCUGCGGGCAAUCCUAGCCGAGAUUACAGACCACGGCAAGCAAAGUGGUGCUUUUGGGGAUAAGGUAGAAUGGAUCUUUGGCGCUCAAGUCGGCCCGACGGUGCUCGACAGCCAUCUGCUCCCGCUCUUGCUGCGCAUGCUUGAGGUCGGAAAUGCCCAUGUUGUCCCUCCAGAGCUGCAGCGCUGGGCCAAGGACAGAUCCAAUAGCCCUUCCUGGCAAAUGGUGAUGCAUGGCAGGCCGACAAGAUACGAUCCUUCCAUGGGGCCACUGGAAGACAUGACGGAUAUGUUGACUCUAUGA